AUGAGUGCAUUCACAGAGAAGAUCACCACACAAAGGAAAAAUAGAGAUGCUGGGAGAGGAAGCUGGUCUCCACCUUGCCUCAGUCUCAGUUCUCUUUUCUUUCCUCCUGUCUCCUUACAAAUGAAUCGCUUCCACAUCUGUGAUUCAUGGGAUCCAGUCUCAGUGGUGCUGGUUCAAGAGAACAGAAUUGAGAAGCCAAACAUGAUGUCAUUAGAACUUCUGUUCCAUCCUUACAUUUCUCAGUCACGAAAGUUGGUACUUCUGAGCCCACUUGUCUGCCGGGAGCCAGCACACGAGAUCCCACCCAUGACAAGGUCAUGA
Molecule: messenger RNA, 321 nt
Organism: Rangifer tarandus platyrhynchus (Svalbard reindeer)
Lineage: Eukaryota; Metazoa; Chordata; Mammalia; Artiodactyla; Cervidae
Source: the annotation of a GenBank genome assembly